UUGGAGGGAGAGGUCAGACGCUUCCGUUCGCUCGCUCUCUCUCCAUCCCGAGGAGGGAGAACAACGCUUUGGUGAGAUUAGAUUUUUUUUUGGCCGACCUACUUAGAAUUGAGUUCGAAUUUUAGAAUUAAUUCCUCUGUUUUCGGUGUUUAUUGCUAUCUUACGGGUGAAGAUUUAUUAUCUGAUAAACUUGACUUUUUUUCCCCUUCGCUAAUGCACAAUAAACUUUAAAAAUGGAUUGGUGACGUGCCGCCGGCUGACGCGACCAAGCAAGUUUCUGGAAACUUUCUUAUCCCUGAUUUGAAGGGAUUGCUCUCACUCACGAUCCUACCUACGGUACAGCAUACUGACGUAGGAAGGUGUUGAGCGUCCCUCGCCGAGGGGGGCGAAAAGGCAGACCGGAGCACUUCACUCCAAUUGGUCCUCGUCUGUUGUCCUUUGGGAACAAAACUACUGCACAGAAAAUGCCAGGAAUAAGUCACGUGAAGAACAUCAUUAUGGACAACAUGGCGUGGAGGACCGUCUUCAAAAUCCUCGUGGUCCUGACAGUUGUGCUACUUGUUGCGGUAGAAACUUCUGGGAUUAAAAGAGACGCCCCUUUAACGCAUCCUUCACCAUGGGAGUCCCAAGUCACAGAAUGCCGAGGGCAGCAGCGCAGCCUCCUGCGAAGACUCAGAUACACGAGCGACCCCCUCAGCUAUGCCUUUCACGACGACGACGAGAUCGUCGAGGGCAGGAAGAUCUACAAGAAUCCAAGAAACGCCCCUUCGGAAUCCUGCCCCAGGGACGAGGAAGCCAUCAUAAGAACGGGAAGGACGUGCCUCAGAAAGUGCAGCGCAGAUGCAGACUGCCUCAGCCGGAAGAAAGUGUGCCUCUGCGAUGGCAUCUGCGGGCUGAGUUGCAUCAAACCAGAUAAAGAAUGCGGUGAACUCGAUAAUCCGAUGUUCGGCAACGUAGAUGUCAAGUCUAGAGUGGUCGGGUCGAAAGCCCAGUACAGAUGUCAAGAGGGAUAUCAUUUGAUUGGCCAGGAGGAGAGGCAGUGCCAAGCCAAUGGGAUCUGGACCGCGACGCCUCCUGAGUGCAGAGAAAAUUUGUACUGUACGGACCCUCCUGUGUUCCCUAAUGCCCGCCACAACGGCCUGACAGGUCAGACGCGCUUCGAGGUCAACAAGACGCUCACUUACUCCUGCUACGAAGGCUACAUCACGACCGGUUUCGACAGGGCCAAAUGCCUCCUCUACAACAACACUAUGCAGUGGUUCGGUCCAGAAAUUCAUUGUGAACCCAAGAUCUGCGGCGACCCGGGCGAAAUCCCGAACGGCUUCAAGGAAGGGUCUUGUUUUGCUUUUUCUUGCCGGGUCACUUACCACUGCCGGCCCGGGUUCGAGUUGGUCGGGAGGAACACUUACUAUUGUCAGCACGACGGAACCUGGAACCCGAAGGAGCUGCCUACCUGUAACCCUGUCCAGUGCGAAAUCCCGGAGAAUCCAGAGAGCGGGAAGGCCAUCUUCAUAGCAGUGUCCUACAACGCCGUCGUCUCCUACGAGUGCAACUACAGCUACAUGAUCGUCGGUUCCUCCACCAGGAGAUGUGGCCCCGAUAAGAAGUGGAGCGGAGUCCAGCCCCAGUGUAAACAGAUCAACUGCGGUUCACCUGGCGUCCUGUACAACGGAUGGCUCGAUGGCUCGCGCACAACAUUUGGUGCCAUUAUCACCUUUCGAUGUAACGACAACAUGAAGUACGAGGGACAUAAAGAUCAGCGCACGACUUGUCAGCAGAAUGGUACCUGGUCACAUCCCCUUCCUAAGUGCUUCGCUCCGUGUAUCGUCCCAAGCAUCGAAUACGGAGUCAUAAAGAACAAGACACGAACGGGUGCUCAGGUUCCUCACGGGACCGUCAUAGACGUCCAGUGCAAUGAAAAGUACGAAUUGACCUACAGCCUGGCGCCCUCCAUUUGUUACAACGGCACCUGGACCCAUUAUCCCAGAUGCCAGGCUGCCCGUUGCAAGAAACUUCCUAGGCGUCCUCGCCAUGGAAUGGUCAUAGCGCCCAGGACAGACCACGGCAUGAGAGCCAGGUACAGAUGCAAAGACGGAUACAAACUGGAAGGUCCGACGACCACCGAAUGUGAAUAUGGAAACUGGACCGGAACGACGCCUAAGUGCAGAGAAGUGUAUUGUCCGUUUCCGGGAGAGCUUCCAAAUGGACGUGUUUUACUUGUGGGGAAUAUGGGCAUGUAUGACUAUCCAUACGUGAAGAGGGUCCGCAACAAUCGCCAGAUUAGAUUCGCCUGCAAUAAAGGUUUCUUGAUUGUUUCUGGACCACCUGGCGCCACCUGUGUUGCUGGCAGAUGGAGUCCGAAUGAGUUACCAAGGUGUGAACCAGACCUCCAUCCUAGAAUCCACUGGAUAAAGAGAUCUGUGAACAUCUCUGAAUAUGAAGAAGGAAUAAACCAAACGACGCUGGAGUACCCGUUGCCCAUCAGCAGUAACAGCAGCAGUAUCAGUAUCAGUAGUAGUAUUAGUAGUAGUAGUAGCAGUAGCAGUAGUAGUGGUGGUAGCGGUGCUGUGGAAGACGUGACUGAAGACCUAGGAGAACAUGGCUCCCCUGGUACUGAGGACACUGAUGGUGACGACGAGGAGGAAGAUGAAAUGGCAGAAGCGGUGGCUGAAGAAAAAGACGAAACACUGACUGAUGAGGAACUCGAGGAUGAAAUCAUCAACGAAAACGAGAGGCCCAUCGGUUGGUCUAUGAUUCCUUCCUCUACCACAAGCACAAGAACCACUGCAACUGUUGGUACUGCCAGUUCACAAACCCUGAAGCCCGAAGCUACAUCUUUUAUUUCCCAGUCCCUGCAUAUCCGUAAGAUUCUACCACCCACUGAUUCGUCUUCGACUUCCUCGCAUUCUUCUUCUUCUCCUUCUUCGCCCUUCCAUUCUUCUUCUCCUUCUUCGCCCUUCCAUUCUUCUUCUUCUUCUUCUUCUCCGCCCCCUCCUCCUGCAUUGCAUUCCUCUGAUGCCGUAACUGAAGACCACAGUACAUCAGCACCCAUUGCGGAGAUUCCUCCCGAUUUGCGUCAUCCUGUGGACAGGGGACGUCAUGAUCACCUCUCGAAUGCAAAUAAGAACGCCCUCAAUCUUAGCAAGAGACUGAGAGGACCGCUUGUUGAUUUCUACCGACUCCUUCGUAUAGAAAAUAGUCCCCAUGAAUUUGAAAAGUCGGGAAGAUGGCCUUCAUUGAAAAGGGUACCAAGAAAUGCCAUUGACGAAAAGAAGAAAGAGAAAAAGGAUAAAAAGCACAAAAGGAGAAACAAGUGGAAAAAGAAGGGAAAGAAUGUACCCCAUUGCUCCGACAUCCCCAUAGAACAGUACCUACGAGUUGAGGUCCUCAGACCUGGUCGGGACGACAACUACACUUACUCCGCGGGAGCCCGAGUGAAAGUGACCUGCCUCCAUGGAUACGGCCUCAACAUUGGCAACAGAACGGCGAAAUGCGCCAAGGGUAAAUGGAAGCCCAUGAAACCAGAAUGCAUCACACUGCCCUGUUCGGUACCUGAAGCUUCCCAUGGCCAGUUCGAAUUCAACGGAGCUCCUAUAGCCGAGAAAGCUAUCGUUAGUCAUGGCGAAGUGGUCAAGUUCUCCUGUCAAAGUGGGUACAACGUCCUUGGCUCUGAGACUAUGAGAUGCUGGUACGGAGCCUGGGCAGUCACUGGCAAGAAUCCGGAAUGCCAACCAGAUCCUUGUGUAUUGCCUGAAUUGAAUCACGGUAAGUAUACGUUUGGCUACAAGAAAGGUCUGACGAUCAUUCAUGGAGCUAAGGUGGAUUACACGUGUGACGAAGGAUGGUUCCUCAACGUGACCGAAGUCUCCUGCUACUUGGGCGUCCUCAGACCUGCGCCCCCAGCUUGCGUUGUCCCUGGUCAAGCCACCGACAUCAUUAACAACAGCGAACCAGCGCCGGUCAAACGAGGAGGAAGCAACGCAUCCUAUAACGACGGUGACUUGACUCCAGGAGGAGAUAUUACUAUCGUCGACCAUUCUCUUCACAAGAAGCCCUGCCGUCCUCCGACUCCCGUGCCCGGAGCCACCAUAUUCAAGAACGGACACACCCUGGCCGAAGGAGAAGGGGAUGAAACAUUCCCUGACGGCACGAAAGUCGUGUUCAGUUGCAGCACGAACAACAUUGGCGAAAAGAACACCUGGGACAUGAAAUGCGUCGAUGGCAACUGGGAGGGACUGAGGUUUCCCAAUUCCUGCGGGGCUGACGGUGCUGACGAGGAAGAGAAUUUCGGAAACAGGACCUGUCUGUGGAGGAAAACCGAGCCCAAUGUCGUGACCUUUUACAACGACCAAGAGAUCACUGAGGAGAUGGUCGAGUUCGAACCCGGAGCGCAGCUGGUCUCACGCUGCGUAGACAUAGGAAAAUACGCUUUGGUGGGAGAUACCCACCGAAGAUGCCUGAACUCUGGCGCCGAAACUUUGGCUGCACGGUCUCCCGAGGGAGAGCGUACACUCGGGAUCUCCCGCGACGAGAGACCGAGCGGAACCUGGCGUAGCGGCAUCGCCGCUAGCACCAGGCGAGAAGUAGUACCAGAGCUAACCGAUACUCUGGUCCCCGUCAUAUCUCUUCUUACGGAAGGGGAGAAGGGCCCCGCUCCCGAAGGAGCAGGAGGACCAGCAGAAGGACCCCCCGUCCCACGAGUCAUGGCUUCUAGGAGACAAAGAGGUCUGAGUGCGGCCGAAAUCAAGAACCUCAUAGAUGCUUUUGAAAGCGACUUUGAGGAUGAAGUGGAGGACACAAGUCAGACAUUAGAGGAAGAGGAAUCUGGCAAGGAAGAUAAUCCUAUUAUCUUCUCCCUGGGGUACGAGGACGCCGGCGAUGGGGCGGAGGCAUCAGUGGUUACUGGGACAGUACCCAUUGUGACCACAACAACACCAACAACAACAACAACACCGAGUACAUCCGCCUCACCCACACCUGGUCCGUCAACCUCUCGGCCUGCCGACGAACUCUCCCCGGUCGAACUUAGAAGCAGGAGGAGGAGGGGUCCCCUCCGACCCGCCCGGGGAGCUCCUAUUCACCGCAUUGGCCCUGAGGUUGUCAGAGCACGUGAUGGGACCGAGUGGCAAAGAGAUCCCAAUGCCGCCCUACACCCCAUCUCCACGCCGCGGAUUGAAGCUGGGGGUCCCACCGAUGUCGUUGCUGGAGUGGAGAGAGUGAGCGACAUAUUCUCGCUCUUUCUGGAAGAUGUUAUGUUGACAGAGAUUGUCUUUCGAACCAAUGAUAAACUUGACCUUUUGAGGGUUAAAUAUCGUGGCAGAGGCAAUGUUUAUAUUGCUCUUCGUGACAUGGACCUGAGAGAGCUAAAGGCAUUCAUUGGGAUCCUGAUAAUGUCUGCCGUAAGAUCGGACAAUCACACCCCCACAAGCGACAUGUGGGAUCUCACAGAGUGCAAUCCAAUAUACCGCUGUACAAUGGGGGAGCGUCGUUUCGCCCUACUAUCGAGGGUGAUUCGUUUUGACAAUUCUGCCACCAGAGACGAACGAAUGAGGACAGAUCGCCUUGCCCCCAUUCGCAAAGUGUUCGAUCACGUGGUGUCUAAUUGUCAAAAGAAUUAUUCUCCUGGGCCUCAUCUCACUGUGGACGAGCAGCUUAUUGCGUCAGAUUUCAAACUUUCUGGAAGCAUUCGUGCCAAAUACGUUUUUGUCAUCUACCCUGUCCAGCUUCCGUACGGCAUCAAGCUUGUGUUGGCGUGUGAUGCCGAUACGCAUUACAUGUGUAAUGCGAUUGUUUAUUUGGGGAAGGCCACAGUCAGAGUGCCGAGAGGACAGACGUUGGGAGAAGUUUUCACUACGGAGCUUGUGCGACCUUUUCGCCGAAAGGGUCGCACAUUGACGACUGAUAACUUUUUUACAACAUUAUCUCUUGCCUCAUCACUCUCUGAUGAUGGCAUGUAUUUGUGUGGCACCAUUCCCCCUAAACCUUACAUUCCUAAGGAAGUUCAUGAGUGUGUGCUUCCCGUCAAGGACUCAGUGGCCGUGUUCAAUUACGAACACAAUUUGACUCUCCAGUGUCAGCAAGUCAGCAGGACAAAGAAGGUGAUGCUGUUGAGUUCCCUGCAAUAUGAUCCGUCUGAAAUCGAAAGACUUAAGACAGAUAUUCAGAUGUUUUAUAAUGCAACAAAAGGGGGUGUAGACACAUUCGAUCAGUUGUGUUCUACAGCAAAUUGUAUUCGUAAGACACGACGCUGGCCCCUUUGUCUUUUUUACGGGAUAUUGAACAUAAUUAUGGUUAAUUCUUUUAUUCUGUAUUCGUCCAUGCCAUCAUCAAAGUUGAGUAGGCGAGGGUUCCUCAAGGAGCUCGCCAUGGAAUUGUGUACUCCCCAAGUAAGUCAUCGGUACUAUACGUUGACCAACUUGUCAAAGCCCUUGCGCGUUCUGAUGGCAGAUACGUAUGGGCUGGCUGACACGCAGCAGCAGCAGGGACAUCUUCCUGCCAUUGGCCAUGUCAAGCUGCGCAAGCGUGUUCGCUGCCAAAGUUGCCCAUCUAGACAAGACCACAAGACGAAUACAGCAUGUUUGCGAUGCAACGGGCCCGUCUGCCUACAGCAUCAAACUGUCUUGUGUCCGAAGUGUGUGCCUCGUAGCAAAUUUGGCCGUCGCACUUGUCGUGGGUGGGGGCCAUAUACUGUGGUAGAUGUGGCCGUCGGAGUAAGCGUCGGUUGCGGCCAUUUUGUUGGCAGAUCCGAAAAGAAAGCAUGUGUAGAUCUCCCACCUUCACGCAUGCAACUUGCCUCAGACCGAGCCAGAAGAGAACAUGCAGAUGGGACAGGAAGCACAGUAUGGGAGGACGGAGCAAGAGAGAUUCUGUGGUUCAUGGGGAAUAUUUCUCGCUUGACAACACUGGUGAACACUUCUUGGUCUUCUCCAAAUCUUGCCAAGCUCUUCCACUGCAAUGGAGACUGCCUGAUUACUCCUUGCAAUCAAGCUGACGAUAGAGCGAGCUCCUCGAAGGACGAAUCCGGAGCUGCAGGUGUAGGUGAUGUUGUCGUUGAUGGGGUAGUAGAACUUGAUGGAGCUCAUGGUUCCGGAGAUGAUGGUCCCCGGGUUGAGUUCAAAUUUGAUUUCAAAUUAAUUGUUGAGUUCAAAUUUGAGUUCAAAUUUGAGGUCGAGUUCAUGCAGAUCAGUGCUGUCAAGGCUUCUCUCACCCAAGACCAUUUUGAUAUAAUCGACGUGUACAUUUGUGAAGAGACUCCUCCCUUCCAAGUUAUCAAAGGAAAGAAGAAGAGGAGGAAGAACAAGAUGAAGGGAGGCGAAGGUGCAGGCAAAGCGAAGAAUGUUGGCUCCAUGGUGCCAUACCCUAACGGGUGGGCCAAUGCCCCCAACAGAGACAUGCAGCUAGAAUACCGACUGUCCAUCUAUAAAGCAGCUGAGAAAGAUUCCGGCGCCUACGCGUGCGUCACGCCCACUGGUCUGAAACACACCGUCACUCUUAAUAUCAAAGCCGUCAUCUGCAAACCCGUAGACGAGCUGAAGAAGCCGGAGGAAACGAAUCUCAAGUACGAGCCGACAGACGAGCGGAUGAACACUAUAGUCCAAUUCAGGUGUGAACCGGGUUCGUCGCUCGUGGGAUCGCCGAGUAUAAAAUGUUUACCGUCUGCAAACUGGUCAGCUCCGGUCCCGCGAUGCGAAAAGGCUAAAUGUGCGCCUUCCUAUACGCCGGAGAAUGGCAUGUUAUCGGGGGAAAGGACCUACCAUUCUGGAGACGUUGUUGAAGUGAAGUGCAAUUCGAACUACAUGAUGGAAGGGCAGCCGAUGAUGGUCUGUCAAGAAGAUGGCCAGUGGUCAGAUGAAGUCCCCAAGUGUUCCUUGGCGUGCACUUACCCGGGGACCAUCAUCUCCGGAACCAUGAGCUCCAUCAAGUUCUACUACCCCAUCAACGACAACAUCACCUACACCUGCAGCUACGGAUUCGUCCUUCGAGGAGCUCGCUCUAUCGUCUGCAAAGAAGGAGGACAGUGGUCAGCGCCCGUGCCCUUCUGCAUGCCCCGUCAGCCUUGAAGGGUACUUCAGCAGCAGCGCUUAAGCAUCGAGAUAUUGUCUUUAGAGAGCCAUUACGAGUCCACCCAUAACAGAUGUGCGACUGAAAAUCCGCAAAGUAAUCAUCUUCUCCUGAGGACAGAAAUCUUGCCGCUACAAGUGAUAUGGGCCUUUGAUUCUUCGUCAUGCUUCAGUAUUACCAGCUUGCUAGAAUGGAAGAAUACUUGAUCAGUAUGUUGCAGUACAGUAUGAGGACAGCUGGAAAUAGUAAUGCUAGUUCUUAAGCAAAGAGUUUUAGAAUACCAUCUUGAAAUCACUGCAGGGAAUGGAUUGUUUUCUAACAUUUCUUUAGAGACUCGCCUUCUGAACUAAGGAAGUAAAAUAUUCUU
This is a messenger RNA of Macrobrachium nipponense, 8428 nucleotides long. RefSeq lists its product as uncharacterized. Lineage: Eukaryota; Metazoa; Arthropoda; Malacostraca; Decapoda; Palaemonidae. The record is from RefSeq and is a predicted model, not a curated record.